Messenger RNA from Megalops cyprinoides (Indo-Pacific tarpon), 4506 nucleotides. It is a transcript of the gene spats2, whose product is annotated as spermatogenesis associated serine rich 2. Lineage: Eukaryota; Metazoa; Chordata; Actinopteri; Elopiformes; Megalopidae. Gene Ontology annotation, cellular component: cytoplasm. Gene Ontology annotation, molecular function: protein binding. The transcript is spliced from 13 exons. The record is from RefSeq and is a predicted model, not a curated record. Bases 612 to 2333 code for a protein of 573 amino acids.
GUUAAGAAGGAGCUCGGAAGUGACGCUAACCUUACCGGCGGAGGGGUGAUAGAGACAGAAAGAUCGACACAGGCGUAAGGACAGACGGCUGGUUAACUUCUGCAGAGCAACAGAGGCCCUUCUGCGGGGAGAGGAAGAGGCCGCGUCCAAACUGUGAGCAGUGGCCGGCGGGCGAGCCUCUGGAGGAGCCUGUGACCUGAUCUACCUCUUCCAGCUCCCAGCUUUCUGUAAUGUGAGCCUUUGCUGGCAUCUUGCGGGAGAGCGAGAGAUCGAGAAAAAGAAGGGAAGAAAUCUCCGCACAUGAGAGAGGAGGCUACGGCGAAGGAGAAGCGGACUUGUGAGACCCGCCGUCACGUCAAUUAGUUUUUUUUGGGGGGGGUUUUUUUUUUUUUGUUUUGGGGUGCUUUUUUCGUUGUUUUCUCUUGUAAGUGCGGAGCCCGCGGACUCUUGCGGGGGGGGGGCCUCGACGUUUACUGUAGCCGCUCUCCGCGGAGGAGGAAAAGGCGUUCGAACGUCGGCGGCGAGAACGAAGCAGAGAUCCUCAGAGGCGUAGUUAAAGAAGUGGGGCGCCCGUCCGUGACUUCCUCUGGGUCUGCACGUCAGAGUUCAGCAUGGCCAAAAAAAGCAGUCAGAAGGACACUUCAGGGGUGGUGUUCGACACCCACUCCAAGAUGGUGAUGUCGCAGGGAGGCACCUACGAGAGAAUGAAGGAGAAGAUCAACGCUGUCCGAGCGGUGGUUCCCAACAAAAGCAACAACGAGAUCGUCCUGGUGCUGCAGCAUUUCGAGAACUGCGUGGACCGCGCUGUGCAAGCCUUCGUAGAAGGCAGCGCUGCUGAAAUCUUGAAGGAGUGGAAUGUCACUGGUAAAAAGAAGCCGAAGAAGAAAAAGAAGCCCAAGCCUCCGCCAGAAACCCCGGCCGAGCCGGACCAGGCCGAACCCGACCAGGCCGAGCCCGCGCCCCCGUCUGACGCCAAGGACGCCGUCAACGGUUUCCACGCCAACGGCUCGGUGCUGGACGGCGACUCGUUGGACUCCCUGAGCGAGCAGCUGGAUUCGGCGUCCCUAGACACGGCCGAGCUAGACUCAGAGCCCGCCACGCCCGAGCUCUCAGACGCCACCUCAGGUGCGGAGGCGGAGCCCAAACCCGGUGGCCAGAGGCAGGUGUCACAGCCCGGCCAUGGAGGGCGGAGUCAGCAGGGCCCGCGGGGCAGCAAGGCACGGUCCCGGGCCACGUCUGGCGCCCAGCAAACACCCGGUCUCUCCUUGCUAAUCCCCGAUGACAGCCAGCACGGGCCGGCCGGCAGAAAGAUCGCGCCCAACAUCGACCGGUCUGUGAAGGACCUGCAGCGCUGCACGGCGUCCCUCACGCGCUACAGGGUGGUGGUGAAGGACGAGAUGGACUCCUCCAUCAAGCGGAUGAAGCAGACCUUUGCAGAGCUGCAGAGCUGUCUAAUGGACCGAGAGGUGGCCCUGUUGGCGGAAAUGGACAAAGUUAAAGCGGAGGCCAUGGCCAUACUGGACGGCCGUCAGAAGAAGGCGGAGGAGCUUCGCAGGCUGACCGACCAAUCGGCCUCCAUGUCCGAGGAGCAGCUGAGCGAGCUCCGCGCAGACAUCAAGCACUUUGUGAGCGAACGCAAGUAUGACGAGGACUUGGGGAGGGCUGUCAAGUUCACCUACGAGCUGGAGCCGCUCAAGAUGGCCAUCAUGGGAUUUGGGCAAGUGUACCACCCUCAGACGGGGUAUUCUAGUCGCUCCCGUUGCAGCUCCGCCUCCUCCUCCAUCACCGGCCCCAGCGUCCUGGAGGGACAGCCCCAGGCCCCGCCCCCGGCCCAGGCCCUGCCCCCGCCUCAGACUCAGCCCCCGCCCCAGCCUCAGGCCUCCGGAUACGGGGGCCGCCCCGCCCAGCUGCACAGACAGGUUCGCUCACACGGCCUCGCCUCAUGUGGGACUCGGAGCCCCUCCCUGUGCAACAGCCUCUUUCUCAGUUUAUUGCUGUGCGGAUCAUUUUUAACUCCUUUCCUUGUGUCGUUCUGUUUUGUAAUGCCCACCUCCCAGGGUUAUCAAGGCAACCACCGUUCAGGUCCGAGCUACCAGCCCGGAGGCCACCGGUAUAACGGCGGCCCGCACCACGACAGGAACCCCAACCGGACCGGCUACCGCUACCAAGGCAACCGCGGGCAAGGGGCGGCCGCCAGCGCCACCUCCCCCGCCUCCCCACAGUGCUCCGUCACCACAAACGGCUCCGCCCAGUCCAAUCCGCUCUCGCCCCGCCAGGACCGCCCCACCACCAACGGGCUGCCCCAGAGACCCCCGCGGACGCACUGCCCCUGACACCUGCCCCGCCCUGCCCUGCCCCAUCCCCCCCGUCCCCAACCCACUCCCACGAUACCGCGAUGAAGAAUAGAACUGAAGUUUACAUCCUCUCAUUUAUUGAGCUGUAGUGCCACUUUUAGGUAACCCCCCCCCUCCUUCCCUCCAGUUUAAAAUAAAACGACCAAUAUCUCGCCCCUCAUUCCACUCUCCUCCUUCCCUCAUAUUUUCCUCUACAAAAGCACUCUAUCUCUCUCACUUUCUCGCUGUCUGUAGCCUGUUCUCCUUCCUGUUGGGUGACCAUUGUACUUCCCGGGUUCUGUCCUAUCCAGAGACAGACACUGUCACCGGCCCCAGUAAUAGACAGAGAUUACCUCUUUUGGACUAUGGAGAAGUCGGUGUUUUCUUUUUUGUUUUUUUUUUUCCUCUGGUCAUUUCAGUACCAAGGCUGUCAGACCAUUAUUCUGAGUCUUAAUCUGUAUGCAGUUGAUGCUUGCCCUGACUGUUCAUGAGCGGCUUUUGAUUCAUUUCUACCUUUUAGCUUUAAUUUGAUUACUUUGUUUCCUUUUGAAAACUGUGCUUUACCCUGUGCUUUUCUAUGUCUUCAACCCUUCUGACUUUUGAUUGGCUGGGGCUUGCGGUUCCUCGUGGCUGGCACAAGUGGACGAGGUCAGCCCAGGUGUUUCUUUUCAUGGUAAUGUUUUCCUCCGCCUUGCACAUGGAUCGAGGUAACUGACAGAUGCACUGGACUGCCGUGUUCUAAAAUUGUUUUUUUUUUUCCUUUUUUUUUUUUUUUUUUGAGGCGAUAACGAAUCUCUCUAGCACGGCACCCUUGCAUCCUUUUCACCACAAGUCAAGAGAUCAAAGACACCAGAACACCCACUCUUUUUUUUGGGCCUGAACUUUGACCUCUCCUUGCAUCCAUUGUCAUAACGGAAGAAUGUUAAAUUCAAGCUCGGCCUAGAUUUCUGCACACCCGGUCACGACGUUUCAUAUUCUGCUAAACGGAGGCAGAAUCCACACUGUUACUGUAUGACUUUUUUUUUUUUUUUUUAGUGUUGCAUAAGAUCACAAAACAACCUCAUCUUUCGCCUUCGGAAAACGCCUCUGGACACAGGAGUAGGUAAUGGGAACUGGUUUCCUUUUUCAUAUGUUCACUGGCCACUUGAUCAUAUCUAGGUGAAGCAACAAACUGCAUUAGAUGUUUGAAAGUCGGAGGCCUGUGAAUUCUUCGUAAAAGACUUUAGUGUCAGUUUAUAGUGCUUACUGUGGCUGUAACGCUUUGAACAAACUUUUUUCAGAGGUGCUAAGGCAACGAUCAUGACUCUUUCUUGAUAAAGCAUGUCUUCAAUAAGUCAUAACUGGUGAAUAAUUGCUGGAGAUAUACCUCAUUGUAGAUGUAUCACACCACCUGGUAGCAUGUGUCUCUGUGAUUUGCUAUUCUGAUGUUUGGGGACCAAGGUGUGUCGUGAGCAGUUGUGGGAAAUCUUGCUUUGGAUGCCUGGAAGUUAACCAAAGGUAGCGCAAUUUGUUAACAGAUAUCAUGUUAAGGAAAAGCGAUCCAAAGUGUUUGCCUUGGUAAGGCUCGUCCCUUUCUGUUCCAGUGGUGGUAGUAAAUGAAAUGAAUUUAGGAUGUACCUGGUAACUGAAGAAGUCCUGGCUGUAACUGUAGAUUGCAAACAGCGCUACACAAAUUUGAUCAGAUCCUGGCAGCAGGAUGCAGUCUAUGUAGCGGUCAGAAGGAACACAUAUGGUCAGAAGAAAAACAAAAAAAGGGGUCCAGACGCCUUUUGUUUUGUAAACCGCACAGAUCUGAGUCUUUAGUUCAACAAGGUCCUGGUUUGAACACCAUUAAGAUACACAUAUUCAUAAGGGAAUUGUGUGGGGAGCGAUAGGUCUGGGAACAGAGUGGACUCCUGUUGGCUUGUAUUGGGCUGUCACAUCUGAUGGAAGAUCCACAUAUACUGUAUACAUUCUCAGGCAAUAUAAUGUGUAAUGGCCGAGCAUCUAAAUGCUGCCUUCAAGACUUUGGUUCACCAUGUCCUCCUCUUCUGGUCUGCACUGGCAAUAUGGCCUUAUCUCUACUUCCCACACCGCUAGCAUCUCCUGUCACUGAAGAGACUUCAAACAGUGUGGGGGUGAGGUAAAGCUGCUCUGCCAAAUUUUCACUUGGCUUUGCUUUGCUGUCCCCCCC